Peromyscus maniculatus bairdii (prairie deer mouse) is the source of this 1303-nucleotide messenger RNA. It is a transcript of the gene Wtip, whose product is annotated as WT1 interacting protein. The record is from RefSeq and is a predicted model, not a curated record. Gene Ontology annotation, molecular function: transcription corepressor activity. Gene Ontology annotation, cellular component: adherens junction; nucleus; transcription regulator complex. NCBI's taxonomy places the organism in Eukaryota, Metazoa, Chordata, Mammalia, Rodentia, Cricetidae. Gene Ontology annotation, biological process: cytoskeleton organization; response to hypoxia; regulation of DNA-templated transcription.
GCAGAGCGGCGGCUGGAGGCGCUCACGCGGGAGCUGGAGCGCGCGCUCGAGGCGCGCACGGCGCGAGACUACUUCGGCAUUUGUAUCAAGUGUGGGCUUGGCAUCUACGGAGCGAGGCAGGCGUGCCAGGCCAUGGGGAGCCUGUAUCACACCGACUGCUUCGUCUGUGACUCCUGCGGGAGACGACUCCGCGGGAAGGCCUUCUAUAACGUGGGUGAGAAAGUGUACUGCCAGGAGGACUUCCUGUACUCCGGGUUCCAGCAAACAGCUGACAAGUGUAGCGUGUGUGGACACCUUAUCAUGGAGAUGAUCCUGCAGGCCCUUGGCAAGUCCUACCACCCCGGUUGCUUCCGCUGCUCAGUGUGCAACGAGUGCCUGGAUGGGGUCCCCUUCACCGUGGACGUGGAGAGCAACAUCUACUGCGUUAGAGACUACCACACGGUGUUUGCACCAAAAUGUGCUUCCUGUGCCCGCCCCAUCCUCCCUGCGCAGGGCUGUGAGACAACCAUUCGCGUGGUGUCCAUGGACAGAGACUACCAUGUGGAGUGUUACCACUGUGAGGACUGCGGGCUCCAGCUGAGCGGGGAGGAGGGACGCCGCUGCUACCCCCUGGAGGGGCAUCUGCUCUGCCGCCGGUGCCACCUGAGGCGCCUGGGACCCGGCCCGCUCCCCUCGCCGGCUGUGCACGUGACUGAGCUCUGAGAAGCAGCCAUCAGGAGAGACGGGGUGACCCACACCCCCCUCUCACCCCCUCCACCGAGCUGCUGUCCCUUACGCAGGGGCCGGACCCCUGCGACAAAUAAUCGAUUUCUAUUUAUUCACCGUCCGUGCCUCAAGCUACUCCCCUGCUGGGUUCCAGGACACCCGCACCCUGCAGCCUCGGGACAGGCCCAGCUCCUCUGCCCAGCUCCUCUGCCUGACCUCGGCUCCCAGAGGGGCAGGGCUUGGAGGGCCUUGGUGCCAUGGGGGAAGGGUGCCUUGUUUGUGUGUGAUCACAGCCAGGGGGCAGUGACAACCUGGGAACACCGCGGUUUGGCCUUGAUGGGUGUUUUCAGCCACAGUCCUCCACCUCUCGGGAUCCAGUCUGGGCCGGUGCUUUUCCAGCAUCAGUCUCAGAAGACCCUGAGCGAAUUCAAAGGCAGAGAGAAAGCCCACGAGAGCUCCCAGCAGACCCCGGGAGCAUCUGCGCGCACUGUAUCAGGCUCCACCACAAAACUAUGUGAUUUGACUUAAAUUAAGUUCCCCCCAAGGAGGAUGUUGACAUUUUCUUGAAAAGAAUAUAGUUUUCUUCUAAAAACUUGGA